This is a messenger RNA of Sycon ciliatum, 1537 nucleotides long. RefSeq names its product vacuolar protein-sorting-associated protein 36-like. The record is from RefSeq and is a predicted model, not a curated record. The transcript has 3 exons. NCBI's taxonomy places the organism in Eukaryota, Metazoa, Porifera, Calcarea, Leucosolenida, Sycettidae. The coding region runs from base 457 to 819 and encodes 120 amino acids.
CUGGCGAUCAUCAUCUGAACCUGACUUGUCUGAGGCUCUGCAUGGCAGUUGCUGCCUGUACCUGUACUGCCUGUAGCCGAGUGUAUGGCCUCCAGCCUCCAUAGGAAGGGGGAACGGCUGUUGAAGUCCUAGGGAAAGCGAAACUCAGGAGGAACAAAAAUCCUACUCAUUGCGAGUCUUCGGACACAUACGAUUUCAUUGCCAAUAUUAUUGACGAACUGUUUGACCCCUGUGUAUGUGGCGUACAUAAAUCACCGGCUAGUUUAUUCACGAUAUUUUUUCUGGCGUAUCGCUGUAAAGCGUGGGUAGAGAUUCAUGUUAUGGUGUAUUUGAGGUAUGGCCGGAUAUGGACAAAGUCCAAUGCAUUACCUUUUUGUAACCUAAGCCGGUUUUCGUGCCCCUUACAUAGCAGAAACAAAUGUUUUGUUCUGUUGAUCAGGUGCCGGCAGCUUGACAAUGCAGUGCAGCCACCACCACAGGCCAAUUAGCCACACCAACCGCAGCAGCCAACAGGAGCAGCAACAACAACGGCAGCAGCAGCAGCAGCAGCAACAACAACAUCAGCAACAACAACAACAACAACAACAACAACAACAACAGCAGCAGCAGCAGCAGCAACAACAACAACGGCAGUCAUGUGGAUCAGAGGAGUCCUCCGCAUCCAGUAUUGGAAGCAGAGAUACCACACCACCAACACCGCCCAGAGUCCAACCCGCGGCUAAAGUACAUCGCCGGACAUCGCCAACACAGCGUGCUCAAACUUUACCGGUGCAGGGACGGUCACCGGAGGCCACAGCGUCUGUCACCCCACCGCCUUGAUAUGGGAACUUGUACCGCCCGGUUGAAGACGAUGAUCAGCCGGCAGUUGAGGAUUCGGCACAGUGGACCGCAUACAUAACGUUUCACAGGCACCAGCGCCGCCACAGACCAUGGAAAUAGCAGAGUUCUCGCGCCACCGCGGCACCGACUUCGGCGUACAUGGCAAUGCCAGGGUGGGAGUGCUCCGUCACCAGGUAUACACACUUUCCCGUACAAUAUGCACAUUUGCUGGUAUUAUAGUAAUGUUAGGUACCUCCUCCCGUACCUUUUCUAGCUGGCCUGCAUGCACUUGCGUACUCACCUUUUGUCUCCUUGUUCCGUUGGCCUGGGUAGCUACUUGCGCGCCCAUAUUUGCCAUAGCUACCCAGGCCAUUUAUCUUGCCGUUCAGACUUGCUCUCUUUCUCACUCUUCAAUGUACAAGUAGUCGUUUCGUUCGUCUUGGUCUCUUGUCUCGUCGUCUAGAAUAAAUGUCGUUCCCACUAACCUCUUCCCGUUGUAAUGUCUGGAUAAUGUGUCGUCCUUUUCCCGAUUCAACAGUAAUGUACAAUCAUGUAUGUCCGCGGCUUUUUUGACACUCCGUAGGUCGACGUCAACUAGCUGUACAAUGCCAUGACUGUACUACAGUACUCGGCAGGUUUUCGAGUUUCAUUUAUUGAAGUAAAUUCACUAAAUCGUUGACCGUUCAUUUGUAACUUUUUUGCAAUAAUAAUAAUAAUA